UACUUACUGCGGGGGCGCCCACAUCCUUGUGUGAUGCCAGAGGGUAUUUCAGUGUGAGCCUUCCCCCUACACUCAGCAUAACGUUUCUUCGAUUCUGGAGAGAAAAAGAAACUGGCGUCAGGCGAUGGAGUCCGAAAACAUCGAGCUGAACGGUGAUCCGAGUAACGGCGGCAGAGCGGGGGAUGUAGGAGAGAAUCCGCGUAGGAGGCGAAGACAGUCCAUCAACUUCAAUCACUAUGCCAACAAGAAGAGUGCAGCAGAAAGCAUGCUGGAUAUUGCCUUGCUGAUGGCCAAUGCAUCGCAGCUCAAAGCCGUGGUCGAUCAAGGGCCUAACUUCAACUACUAUAUACCACUCAUCAUUCUCAUUAGCCUCUCACUUAUAUUUCAGUUAGUUGUGGGUAUCUUACUGAUAUUCAUUGUCAAGUAUGAUCUGAAUGACCCUAACAAACAAGCCAAGCUGGAUAUUCUCAACAACAUCACCACAGGCCUGGUGUUCAUAAUUGUCAUUGUGAAUAUUUUCAUCACAGCUUUUGGAGUACAACGGCCUCCUUCUUUUGAAACAGCUCCACAACAUCUUUAGCAACCUGUAAAAUAAGAUGUAAUGGAACAUUCUGAGCUACAAACGAAUCUCAAGAUCUCAUGCAUCAUUGGCAAAUUUGCAAAAUUAACAAGAGAGCUUUUAAAAGGCAGGCCUCUUAAAAUUCCUCUCUUAACUUGUGGCACUCUCCAUUGAGAAAUACUACGUGCAUAUUUCCACUGAAAAAGGAGUCAUGCAUCAGUAUUUGAAGUGUACCCAGGGCAUUACAAUUUUGUAAAAUAAAGCUUUUCUGCCAAUACAA
Molecule: messenger RNA, 839 nt
Organism: Rhincodon typus (whale shark)
Lineage: Eukaryota; Metazoa; Chordata; Chondrichthyes; Orectolobiformes; Rhincodontidae
Gene: ninj1
Product: ninjurin 1
Exons: 4
Coding region: 125-580 (151 amino acids)
Biological process (GO): cell adhesion; tissue regeneration
Cellular component (GO): membrane
Source: RefSeq, a predicted model, not a curated record